Messenger RNA from Ilyonectria robusta, 2014 nucleotides. Its product is annotated as amidase signature domain-containing protein. Lineage: Eukaryota; Fungi; Ascomycota; Sordariomycetes; Hypocreales; Nectriaceae. The transcript has 7 exons. Bases 1 to 1641 code for a protein of 546 amino acids. The record is from RefSeq and is a predicted model, not a curated record.
AUGGAGUGGGAGACACGUGCAGCAGAAAAGAAGACCCGCAUCGAUGCAAGCAUCCCGACUGAAUGGCGAAUCGAAACGUCGCAAUCCGGGGUCUCUGUGAUGUCAUGUGCCAAAGAGAGCGGUAUUUUGUCUGCUGAUGAGCUGGCCAUCACCGAGUCAUCAGCUACGGAUAUUGUGAAGAGAAUAGCUGCAGGCGAUCUCACAUCAGUUGCAGUGACUGCAGCUUUUUGCAAGAGAGCUGCCCUGGCGCAUCAGUUAGUUAAUUGCGCUCUGGAGUUCUUCCCUGAAAUGGCUCUCGCACGGGCGAAGGAGCUUGACGAGUAUUAUGUUCAAAACAAGAAGACGGUGGGGCCUCUACAUGGCCUGCCCAUCUCACUAAAGGACCAGUUUCGCAUCAAGGGCCUUGAAACAACCAUGGGAUACGUCGCUUGGAUUGGCAAGUAUGAAACGGACGAAUCCGUUCUCGUCACUCUACUUCAUCAGGCUGGAGCAGUAUUCUACGUCAAGACUAGCGUUCCGCAAAGCUUGAUGGUUUGUGAAACCCUCAACAACAUCAUUGGUCGAACAGUGAACCCUCGAAACAAAAACUGGUCAUGCGGAGGGAGCUCAGGUGGUGAGGGUGCCAUGGUCGGUUUCCGUGGCGGCAUCAUUGGUGUCGGUACCGAUAUUGGCGGCUCCAUUCGAGUUCCUUCGGCGUUCAACUUCCUGUAUGGCUUGCGACCCAGCCAUGGUCGCCUUCCAUAUGCCAAGAUGGCCAACAGUAUGGAAGGGCAGGAAACCGUUCACAGCGUGUGUGGGCCGCUUUGCCAUUCGGUAGCAGACAUGCGACUAUUCAUGACUUCAGUUUUGGAACAGCAGCCGUGGCUUCAUGACUCAAAGGUCAUCCCGAUGCCGUGGAGGCAAGGUGAGGAGGAUGCAGUCAAGUCUAAAAUCGCAUCUGGUGGUCUGACUCUAGGGUUUUACACCUGUGAUGGAAAUGUCCUUCCACACCCGCCUAUCAUUCGUGCGGUCGAGACGGUCGUCGAAAAGAUGCAGAAGGCUGGACAUUCGGUCCUCCCUUGGGAACCCUACAAGCAUCCGUAUGCUGUAGACCUCAUCAACAAGGUUUACGCCUCUGAUGGAGGAACUGAUGUCUUCAAUACCCUCAAGUCUUCUGGAGAGCUAGCAAUUCCUAAUUUCUCUGAUUUGAUCAAUCCAUCGUUACCUAAGAUCGACAUGAACGAGCUCUGGGACGCGCACCUCGAGAAAUGGAAAUACCAGUGCCAGUACCUGUCUGCUAUUCAGGCAUUUGAGAAGAAACAUGGCACUGAAUUGGAUGCCAUCAUUGCUCCGAUCACGCCUACAGCUGCCGUGAGACACGACCGGUUCAAGUAUUACGGAUAUGCAAGUGCGAUCAAUCUUCUGGACUUUACGAGUGUUGUUUUGCCCGUCUUAUUUGCCGACAAGACCAUCGAUGUUGAGAAUGCAGGGUUCAAACCGUUGACAAAGAUGGACAGCCUGGUGCAAGCCGAAUAUGAUCCGGAGGCGUACCACGGCGCACCAGCAGCCGUACAGAUCAUUGGACGACGGUUGACAGAAGAGAGGGUUAUGGCUAUUGCGGAAGAGAUUGGCAAGUUGCUUGGGAACGAGGUAGCAUCUUAAGCCGACGAACGACAAAGCCACUUUGCAGCAACCAGUUGGCUUGGUGGCCUUGACUUGAUACUUUUGCCUUGCCUGUUCCAAACAGCCCACGACGUAUUUGGGACGACUAUAGUAAUUUCAGAAAACGCGUCUUACUUUGACCUGUCGGCUCUCCUCAUCUUCUCCCCAUCGAUCUUGCCACAUAUCCUGCUUUACAUAGGACCGUCCCAUGGGAGCUCCGCCCAUUCCCCAUGUCGUCUUCAUUUCGUCCAGCGUGAUGGGCUGGACAAGUUCGUACAGCUCCAUAAUUUCGUAUCCAAACUUGCACGACAUGAGACCGGCAUUGAAGUCAGCGUUUCCAAUACCAACCGGCUCUUCCGGUACAGUGCCCGGG